AACUAGUCAGUCAAUCACCAUCACCAUCCUCCAGUAGAACAUUCGCCGCACAUCCAUCAUCCACAUCAUUAUUCUCGGCAAAUGAAGAAAUACGACAGUCUUCAGACUCUCCAUCUAAACUCAAGGGGUUCAAGAUGUUCAAGAAUGCAAAUAAAGAUGCAAUUAUGUCACCUCAUAGACCAGUUAGAAUAUCUACUCCUGAGAAACCAAGGUUCUCAUUUGAUAAAUCCAAGACCACGAAAUUAAGAAAAACUAUCCAGUCUCCAUACACCACCCAUUCUCCAAUCACUUCAACACCGUUAUUGACAGCUGCCGCUGUUGGAGUCGAAACAGCGGAAAUACCGUGUCAGUCUUCCCAAAAUUUUGAAAAUUAUGAUGAUGAUUUAGAUUUUGAUAGUCCGUCAAAAACUAGGAAAUCGUCAGGAUUGUCUAUAAUAUCUAGUAACAGUGCUACAAUUUACCAGGAGCAACCACUUAAGCAUUUACUGUCGCCAAAUCACAUCCUUCCACAACCUAUAGAGAUGCAUACAAUUCAACCUUCGAGCGAGUUAAACCCAAGGUUAUUCGAUGAUAAGGAAAACAGGCUUCCCUCGUAUAAAUUUGUCAAACCAUUACAAGCAGCAUUCAAUUCUUCGGGAUUGAUCAAAAAGAACAAUGUAAAACAUAUACCUGAUCGG
This is a messenger RNA of Spathaspora passalidarum NRRL Y-27907, 677 nucleotides long. RefSeq lists its product as uncharacterized. Lineage: Eukaryota; Fungi; Ascomycota; Pichiomycetes; Serinales; Debaryomycetaceae. The transcript has a single exon. The record is from RefSeq and is a predicted model, not a curated record. The annotation marks the transcript as partial.